AUGAGUCCUGAACCUCACCAAUCAGAAUCAGAGAGCUCAUUCUCAUCAUCUUCAUCCUCACCAUCCUCAUCUGGGUUAACUCAGUCACCUCCAAACUCAGUCUCAAAGUCGUUAAACCAACCAAACCCACGAAACCCAGAAGCCAAGAAGAUCAAGAAACUCCGAGACAGUAGCAAAAACCCAGUUUAUCGCGGUGUCCGGAUGAGAAACUGGGGCAAAUGGGUUUCUGAAAUUCGUGAACCUCGCAAGAAAUCUCGGAUAUGGCUCGGUACUUUCCCUACGCCAGAAAUGGCAGCUCGAGCUCAUGACGUAGCUGCAUUGAACAUCAAGGGUAACUCAGCGAUUCUGAACUUUCCUGAACUCGCUGCGUCUUUGCCUCGGCCUGUUACUCUUUCUCCUCGUGACGUUCAAGCCGCUGCAGCUAAAGCAGCUGCAAUGGACAAGUUCGAGUCUCCAUUAUCGUCUUCUUCACUGUCAUCACUGGUUUCGGCUAAUGAUUUGUCAAGUUCGGAGGAAUUAAGUGAAAUCGUUGUGUUGCCGAGUCUAGGGACGAGUUUUGACUCGCUGGAGUUGAAUAGUGACUUUGUCUAUGUUGACUCUGUUGAUGGGUGGCUUUAUCCUCCUCCAUGGUUGAAGUGUGUGGAAGAAAGUGGGGGCUUUUCCGAUCAGAUGUCGUCGCCGGAGAGUGUUGUUUCUAGUAGUUUUGAAUCUUUGUUGUGGAACUACUAG
Messenger RNA from Ilex paraguariensis (yerba mate), 729 nucleotides. NCBI's taxonomy places the organism in Eukaryota, Viridiplantae, Streptophyta, Magnoliopsida, Aquifoliales, Aquifoliaceae. The record is from the annotation of a GenBank genome assembly.